Messenger RNA from Anopheles maculipalpis, 1496 nucleotides. It is a transcript of the gene nclb, whose product is annotated as periodic tryptophan protein 1 homolog. Gene Ontology annotation, molecular function: protein binding. Gene Ontology annotation, biological process: rRNA processing. The record is from RefSeq and is a predicted model, not a curated record. The transcript is spliced from 7 exons. Bases 19 to 1488 code for a protein of 489 amino acids. Gene Ontology annotation, cellular component: nucleus. Lineage: Eukaryota; Metazoa; Arthropoda; Insecta; Diptera; Culicidae.
CGCAAGAAAGUUGCAAUAAUGGAAUCUGAUCAAGAGGAUGAAGUUCCAAACGUUAAUUUUGUGCCAAGCUUACUGUUUGUGAAGCGUGGCGUUGCCAAAGCCAACCCAGAUAAGGUUACAUUAACACCAGCAGAGCUAGCGAGAAUCAUCAACGAAACCAGAGAAGACCUGGAAGACGAUGGAGCCGAGGGCAUGGACACGUCCGAUGAUGAAGAAAAUGAAGAUAGCCAAAGCGGAUUAGCUGAAAGAGCGAGCAGAUUGGCUGCAAAUAAUCCCGAGGGCACAAAUGAAGUUGCUGAUGAAUAUAAUUUCGAUGGUUACGAGCAAGAAACCGGAACGAGCGGUUUGCAUUUGAGUACGGUGGCUGUUAUUGAUCCAACGGAGAACAUCCAGGACGAUGAAGAUUCGGAUGCUGAAGAUGAAAUUAUAAAACCUACCGACAACCUAAUUCUGGUGGGGCACGUGCAGAAUGACAGUGCUUCGAUGGAAGUAUACAUUUACAACGAGGAGGAAGGAAGUUUGUACAUCCAUCACGACUUUUUGCUGCCGAGUCCUCCGCUGUGCAUUGAAUGGCUUAGCUUUGAUCCGGGAAGCGAUAAACCGGGCAAUAUGUGCGCCAUCGGGUGCAUGGAACCGAUCAUAACGCUGUGGGAUUUGGACAUUCAGGAUUCGAUCGAACCGGUGUGUAAAUUGGGUUCGAAAGGCAGCAGAAAGAAAAACCUGCCAAAGCUAGGCCACACCGAUGCCGUGUUGGAUAUUUCCUGGAACAAACAUUUGGAGCAUAUUCUUGCUAGCGGAUCGGUGGACCAAACAGUGAUACUCUGGGAUCUGGAGGAAGGCAUUCCGCACACUACAAUUCGCGAUUUUGAGGAGAAGGUGCAAACGCUAUUAUUCCAUCCGAAACGCGCUGAAACGCUUUUGGCCGGAAGUUGUGAUGGUAAGGUGAAAGUGUUCGAUUGCCGCUCGACUACGGACGAAAGCAGUAGCUACAAAAAGUGGGAUCUUGGAGGUGAAGUAGAGCGUGUAUGUUGGGAUCACUUCAACGAGUACUGCUUCGUGGCCAGCACGAACGAUGGAAAGGUACACUACAUCGACAGCCGCCGGGAGGAACGUCCACUGUGGACAAAGGAAAUGCACGAGCAGGAAGUGACGGGACUUGUGCUUAGCGGACAGGUGAAGGGAAUGCUUUCGACCGCCUCGGCUGAUGGUUCGCUGAAGGUGUGGGACAUUGAUGAACAGGACGCUCGUAUGGUGUACAAGAGGAAUCCUAAGAUUGGUGUUAUUCAAUGUCUGGAUGCCUGCAACGAAAGUCCCUUUACGCUGGCCUUGGGUGGUGAUUUGAAAACGAAGAACUUUUGUGUCGUCAACUUGCUGGACAAUGAUGUUGUGUCGAACGUUUUCAAAUCCAGAUACACGGGAAACCAAGCGACCAACAGCAUUGAACCUCUGGCAGAGGAUAUGGAAGAUGCAAGCAUCGCAGAUGAAUAAAGCAUCGG